CCUUCGUAAUCCAAUCACACUUUCUUGCUUCUCUCUCUCUCUCUCUCUCUCUCUCUCUCUCUAAACUCUUCUGAAAUCAAAUUGUUUCCAAUCCCAAAAAGAUCAUUUCUUUUGCGUGCAGGAUCGCUUCUUCUUGAAUCUCCGAUAUUGGGUGAUCUCGAAUUUGGUAUUUUUGUCUUCUUUUUUUACGGGGGCCUUCCGUUUGGGGAUAAAGAGAAGGCGAGAGAUGGAGUACAGAUGCGUGCAGUGUGGAUUUAGGAUCAAGAAACUGUACGUGCAGUACUCACCCGGGAACAUUCGCCUCAUGAAAUGCGAGAACUGUAAAGCGGUUGCUGAUGAGUAUAUUGAAUGUGAACUCAUGAUUCUGCUGAUUGAUUUGAUUCUGCACAAGCCGAAAGCAUACAGACAUCUCCUUUACAAUGUACUCAAUCAAGAAACAGGGGAGUGCAAGGGAUUGUUGUGGAAAUCGGCCUUGGGUUUUCUUGCUUUGGAUGCUUACAGGUGUCUAUUGCUGGAAAUGGCUCGAGAAGGAUGGGAUGCGUCAAUGAGCUUCAGCUCUGUUACUUGGACGUGUGUAAAGAUAUUGGUGGAUGUCUUUCUUGGGAACUUUUUCCUCUUUUAUCUCCUUCUGCUCAUGACGAGAAUCUCUUUCACAUUACCAGUUGGAUUCUCCAGGCACAAGGACUUUACGCUUGCAAUCCUUGUUUCAAGCUACUUCAAGCUUUUACUAUUAGCCAUGAUGAUUUGGGAAUUUCCAUCAUCAGUGGUUUUCAUCAUUGACCUAUUUGUCUUGUCCUCCAAUGCAAUGGCUUUGAAAGUGAUCACUGAGUCAACCACGGAAAAAUGCAUAGGAGCUUGUUUCACUGCACAUGCUGCCAAAUUUUUUGCCAGUCAUCUUUUGAAAUGGUGCUUUGCUUGACAACCCCGUGAGGAUCCCCGCUUCUCCUUUUCAUGGCUUCCAUUUGAUGGAGGAAGAACGAGGAGGAAAGGCCUCGGUUGAUAUGUCGCGACUUACUUUGACUUGUCGGCCUUCUGAUGGCACAUAUGGUAGAGCAGCUUCAGAUGAAUGCUUCAAAGAUAUUGCAAAUUGCUGGCAUCUCAAGUUCUGAAGCAGUAUUUUGGACAACCAAAGUCAUCACACAUUGAUAGGUCUCCAUCGCAGCCUAUCACACGACUUCACUGCCUGUUCAAAGCAAUGGUAACUUUUAAGUGAAUAUUUUCACUUUUUGCUGUGUCGUGUAUCCAGCUUUGGUUCCAAUUGUUUUCUCGUCAGCAGAAGUCGUUAGUGAGGUUAAUCUGACCAAUGACCCGAUGCUUGCUUCAAGAAUAUUUAAGUGUUGAUAAAGCUAAUUACCGAAGUUGUCUAGGUUACUUCUGUGUUGAUAUGGUAUCCAA
Messenger RNA from Syzygium oleosum, 1395 nucleotides. Its product is annotated as protein ARV 2-like. The record is from RefSeq and is a predicted model, not a curated record. The transcript is spliced from 11 exons. Gene Ontology annotation, biological process: regulation of plasma membrane sterol distribution; sterol metabolic process; intracellular sterol transport. Gene Ontology annotation, cellular component: Golgi apparatus; cortical endoplasmic reticulum. Lineage: Eukaryota; Viridiplantae; Streptophyta; Magnoliopsida; Myrtales; Myrtaceae. The coding region runs from base 227 to 919 and encodes 230 amino acids.